AAAAAACCAUAGAAAUUACUCCUUUUCCCUUGCAAAAAGUUUUCGAACAAUUCAGAUUAAGAUGUCAAUUCUUUAGUACGCUUGGUGAGCGUGGUGCUGACGAUCGUGAUCGUGAUACUGUUCCCGACCUCUACUCCUCUGAAGGAAUACAUAUUGCUCCAAGUUUAGCUAUUUAUUUAACUGCUGUCUUGGAAUAUGUUGGUGAAUAUAUCUUAAUAUUAGUCGCAAAAGCUUCCGAAAAGCAAGGGGUUGAAGUUGCUAGAGCACAGGAAGUUUAUUCUGCUCUCUCUGAGGAUUUACAGAUUUUUCCUUUAUUCAGAAGAACAAACUUAAAGGAACAAAUGGAG
Funneliformis mosseae is the source of this 347-nucleotide messenger RNA. Lineage: Eukaryota; Fungi; Glomeromycota; Glomeromycetes; Glomerales; Glomeraceae. The record is from the annotation of a GenBank genome assembly.